AUGUUACCCGUGUCCCGGAUAUCUCCCUUCCUGCUUCUUGUGGGCCUUGUGUGUGUUGCGUUUGCUCAUGAUGGUGGAAAAGGAGGUCUACAACGGCUUGUAGGUGGUGUUCGUGCCCUUCCCGGCGAAUUCCCGUCGAUGGUGUCAAUCCAACGGAUUAUUCUUCUAACCCGUGCCAGCCAUGUCUGCGGCGGAUCCGUGCUCAACCAGUUCCACGUGCUGACGGCGGCGGAGUGUUUCUUCACCAACCAGAACAGCCGCUACCGGGUUCAGGCGGGCAAGGUGCUGUUGAACAGCUUCGAGUCGAACGAGCAAACGAUCAACGUGCUCCGGUUCACGAUGCACCCGUUCUACGAUGGUUCCGUCAGCCCGUAUGACAUUGCGACCGUCCGAUUGGCGUCACCGUUCGGAUACAACGACUACAUCCGGCCAAUCGCACUGCCGACGAUCGAUUCCAUUCCCGAGGGUAUCGCCAAGUUCGCUGGCUGGGGCUCGACCGCCACCGGUAUCAUCCCGAGCAUGCCGGACCAGCUGCAGAUGUUCCAGGUGGCCAUCAUGCCCAACAACGAGUGCCAGAUCAGGAUGGGAGGAUCGGUCGGCAGCGGUCCGGUUACGGAGCGUAACGUUUGCCUCGGUCCGGCCACCGGUGGAAUUGGGGCGUGCAGUGGAGAUGCUGGCGGUGCAGCCGUGCAGCGGAUCGAUGGAGUGGACACGAUCGUCGGUAUUAUCUCGUGGCAGGUUUCACCGUGCGGCCAACCGGGCAUUCCUUCCAUCACGACCCGCGUGUCAGCGUUUAUCGAAUGGAUCAUUUUCAACUCUCAGGUGUAA
Anopheles coustani is the source of this 828-nucleotide messenger RNA. RefSeq names its product trypsin-1-like. The record is from RefSeq and is a predicted model, not a curated record. Bases 1 to 828 code for a protein of 275 amino acids. Gene Ontology annotation, molecular function: serine-type endopeptidase activity. NCBI's taxonomy places the organism in Eukaryota, Metazoa, Arthropoda, Insecta, Diptera, Culicidae. The transcript has 2 exons. Gene Ontology annotation, biological process: proteolysis.